Molecule: messenger RNA, 2784 nt
Organism: Styela clava
Lineage: Eukaryota; Metazoa; Chordata; Ascidiacea; Stolidobranchia; Styelidae
Product: homeodomain-interacting protein kinase 4-like
Biological process (GO): peptidyl-threonine phosphorylation; peptidyl-serine phosphorylation
Cellular component (GO): nucleus; cytoplasm
Molecular function (GO): protein serine/threonine kinase activity; protein tyrosine kinase activity; ATP binding
Source: RefSeq, a predicted model, not a curated record
CAUUGGCGAAGUGUUGACGAUGCAGAGCAGUUACAAUAUAAUAUCCCAUGUCGGAUCCGGGACUUUUGGAAAGGUUUUCAAAUGUAAACAUGUCUCUAGUGGAAGACUCGUAGCAAUAAAAGAACUUGUAAGAGACAAAUUUCGUGAACAAGUACUUCUAAAUGAAGUGGACAUAUUAAAAAAACUCACGAGAAAUGGAAUUCAAGAAAAUAACUUUAUCAUGCAGACCUUGGAUAUUAUUGAAGAACCAUCCAGAACUUGUCUCGUGUUUGAAUUACUAGAUAAAAGCUUGUAUCAGUUGAUGAAAGAAAGGAAAUUUCUUCCAUUACCAUUUUACGACAUCCGCAUCAUUGCUUAUCAGCUCUUUAGUGCCCUACAGCGAUUAUUUGAAUUGAACUUGUUGCAUACUGAUAUAAAGCCAGAGAACAUAAUGCUAGUUGAUCAUAGGAAGUGGCCGUUUAGAGUAAAGAUAAUUGACUUUGGAUCUGCAAGUAGAUUGAGCACGGCCAGGAUUUAUCAUGCGCCAUACAUACAAAGUCGGUUCUACAGAUCACCUGAAAUACUUAUUGGAAGUAGUUUUUCCGAAGCAAUUGAUAUGUGGUCUGUUGGUUGCGUGCUUGCUGAAAUAUGUAUCGGCCACCCACUCUAUCCAGGGACAUCUGAAUACGACCAGAUCCGUUAUAUUGAAGAUAUGCAAGGUGAUUUUCCAUGCAAUAUAUUGAAAAACGGUCGAAAAACAGAAAAAUAUUUCAUCCGAGUACAUCAUCCAAAGUGUGAAAAGCAAUUUAUGUGCAAGCCAAAUACACUCAGAGACGAGUCCAACUAUUCAGCAUGUAAUUGUCCAUGGAGACGCAAGAACAUAUUUGAAUACAAAAAUGAAACGGGAAAGGAUCCAGCAGAGACAAGAAAACUCAAAUUUUCCAGUCUUUCUCAUCUUGCACAGUGGCGUCGAUAUCAUACCAAUCAAACUACUCCAACAUACAACGAUUCUAUUCAACACUGUGACAGCCUGAUGUUCGCCAAUUUACUUGAGAAAAUACUGGCACUCGAUUCGUCCCGAAGGAUAAAGCCUUGCCAAGCGCUCUUUCACGAAUUUGUCACCGCUACACAUUUGUCCUGGUAUGACACCAGAGCAGAAUAUAUCAAAAACACGGAUGAAUCAUCUUUAAAGGCAUUUGGAAUUCCUUGGAUAAUCCGAAACUAUUCUCCCGCAACUUCAUUUUACAAUCCAUUCUGGGGGAUGCUCGGCCAAUCUUUACAGUGUAAUUUUUGGCCAGGCACACAAACUAAAUCGCAUACGUCGAUUACCAACGAAUUGACUACUGCGGCGAUGAGUGGACAUGAAAAUGCCCACGGACCGUCGGGUAUGCAAAGUUAUUCGAUGAAGAUAAAUCAAACUACUGGAUGCCCACGUGUUAUUGGCGACAGCAGAUACACAGCGGAGACAAACCAGGUUAACACGAACGCCGGUGGAUUGGGACCUGACGGAACAAUUGCAGAGCAAGAAAGGACUGUUAUGAACCACUCAGAUGCCUCAAACAACACUGUAUAUUUUCCUUCGUCGACGAUACAACAUGUUAACCAUCCAUCUGAUAACAUGUAUAACUUCUAUGCACCGUACGACGGCUUCCAGGCAAUACGUGCGAAUCCGUCGGGACCACCUGAAACAUAUGACAGUGCAAUUUUGUUCUCAUUGCCUCAGAAUGAUGAACCCAAUCAAAUUUGUUACGACAAGACAGCGGCAACUCAUAAACAAGCUCCUAUAGGAACAAAGAAAUGCAGAACAGUCAUAAAGAACUCAGAUGAGAGAUUCCAAAAUCAGCAUACUUCUUCAAUUGCUCAACAAAGCAGGAAUAUCGACUUUACUUUGAGCAGUACCGUUCAUGAUGUCAACAAAGUUUUUGAUCAAUGUCGAGUUCCCUAUCCAGAAGGAUAUUAUGAAGACAAGCAAUAUGAAAGAAGCGUGGAAGCCGUGACAACGCCAUUAUCUGUUGCGUGUUCACAAGACGUUGCAGCAUACCUUCAGCUACAAAAAUAUCCCGGAACCGGUCAUUGAAAUACUUUCCGUUUAAUCAUAACUACGACAGCGUUCAAGCACCAGAAGCCGCACGAUAUUUUAUAUCCAAUGAAUUUCUAUCCGGCCAUUACGAUUUCAAUGAACAUAAAAUUUCAUAUAAAAAAAUAAAUAAAAUACAAAAUGGGGUGUUACUUGUACCAGAUUUAAGCCGAUUGGUAUUGGAUAUGACAAAUAAUGUGUGCCGUAGUUAUUUUGGCGAGUGAGUAUUAUUCGAUGUUAAUUGCAAGUCCACAAACGUCCGACCUCCAGAAGUAUGUGCACGAAGAUGGCGCACAACCUGAAAAUAGUAUGUGUACCAGGUUGAGGUUUAGGCUGUGCGCAAUCUUAUACACAUACUUCGGGAGCGCCCAAACGUCUAUGGACAAUAUACCAAAAAAGGGUGUUAUAGAUAAGGGCGAUUAGAACACUCACAGCAAAGACAUACUAAAAUCUCAGGUUGGAAUGUAAAACACCAGUAUGGUUACCUUACUCCUGAUUUAAGAGUGGGACCCGCUGUUAUUUUUCAACAAAAGAUCGGGCUUUGCCAUUCCAUAUUUGCACAAUCUGGCAACUCAAGCUGACCUCUGCACUUACCAUGCAAUGUUUAUAAGGUUGUCGCCUAGAGUCGAAAUCUAUUAGGUUUCUUGAAAUAUAUCAGUAUGAAAAGUAAAUUUAUAAUUCUCAGAUCAAAAAUCUACAGAGACGAACGGUAAUUAGUAGAGAAGUGU